Messenger RNA from Brassica rapa (field mustard), 2203 nucleotides. RefSeq names its product proline-rich protein 12. The record is from RefSeq and is a predicted model, not a curated record. Lineage: Eukaryota; Viridiplantae; Streptophyta; Magnoliopsida; Brassicales; Brassicaceae.
AAAAAAAAAAAAAAGAAUCUGACACAUGUAUAAAUAGAUAUGAAAUGUAGAAUCUGACACAUAAUUAUUCUUAUAAACUAUCUUAUGAGUUUUUUUUUAGCAACACUAUCUUGUGAGUAACAUGUCUAAUACUCCAAGAAAUUACAUUUUUGAUUUUUCUAAUAAGGAAGGUGUGAACUGUAAAGUAAAGUAAGAAUCCAGACAGAAAGAACAAAGAAAUUACAUAUAAUAUGACCAGACUCAACUCCUCAAGCAUAUAAAAAAUCUCAACAGAGGAAGCAAAGCAUAAAAAGCAUCAUCGAAAGCCAACCACUCUCAACAAAAAGUUCUCUUUCUAAAUCCUAAACUCAAAAAAAAAACUAAAAAAACAUUUAAAAAAAACAAGAAGCGUAUGGAAGAAGAAGAUGGAGGCGCGUCUACGCCGUUCUGGCUCCAAUCCCGCCGCAAUAACACUUACUUCCGCCGUACCUCUAGUCUCGGCAACCGCGCAACCACCGUCGCAAUCCAAUCAUUCUUCGCCGGAGUAGCUGCAAUCCUCAUAGUCUUCUUCAUCGUCCCUCCUUUCUUCUCCUCUGUUUCUCAGUUUCUCCGACCACAUCUUGUCCGUAAAAGCUGGGACUAUCUCAACUUCGUCCUCGUACUCUUCGCCGUCAUCUGCGGCUUCCUCAGCCGCAACACCGGUAAUGACGAAAGCAAUCACAACAAGGAAGAAGUUACUAAUAACAAUGACGUCAUCAACGGAUACAGUUUCGACAAGUACUCGAGCUCGCCGUCGACCAUCGAUCGAGGUCGUAGUGUUGCAGCUACGCCGCGUUAUUGGAUCGAUGAUCGCGGCGGAGAUCAGUUUCCCGAUCAGACCGUGUACAAGAGGUUUAGUAGGUUACGUAGUGUUAGCUCGUAUCCAGAUCUGAGGAACAGAGAGUUUGAAACCGAUGAACGGUGGAGAUUUUACGACGAUACACGUGUCAGUGAGUGCCGUUACGAAGCAUCAGAUCCGAUCUAUCAGAAUCAAGAUCUAGCAGACGGCGGCGACGACGGAGGAGAGAAGCUCUGUACUGGUGGUUCCGGGACUGAGAAAGCUGAGGUCGUCGAGACGGUGGCGGCUGAAGUAGUGGAAGAGAUACCGGCGUCUUCUAAUCCGGCGCCUCCACCUUCUGCUCCGCCGUCACCUCCGCCGCCUCCACCAUCUAAGCCAGCGAGGAGGAGGACAAAGAGAGUGUACCAGGAUGUUGCUCCAAAGGAAGAGAAGGAGGAGAGAGCUGAUUUUGUGGCGGCGACGCCUCGGCCUCCGACGACUGUGUAUCAGAAGAGCAGUAAAGAAGAGAAGAAGAAAGGCGGAGCAACCAAGGACUUUCUGAUUGCGUUACGGAGAAAGAAGAAGAAGAAGCAGCGUCAACAGAGCAUCGAUGGUCUUGAUUUACUCUUCGGCUCCGAUUCUCAAUUUGACUAUUCAAUGCCACCACAUUCACCGCCGCAUCCUCCGCCGCCGCCGCCUCCACCACCUUUCUUCCAAGGACUCUUCUCGUCCAAAAAAGGUAAAAGCAAGAGAACUUACUCAAAUCCACCGCCUCCUCCGCCACCGCCACCUCACCGGAACUUCCAAUCACGCGCAUCAACGUCAAACAUUCGCAGAGCUCCGAUGGAAUCCAUUCCGCCAGCUGAAGUAACACGAUUCACCGGAAGCGAAUCGCCGUUAAUGCCGAUCCCUCCGCCGCCGCCUCCUCCGCCGUUCAAAAUGCCGGCGUGGAAGUUCGUGAAGCGUGGUGAUUACGUUAGGAUGGCUAGCAACAUCAGCAUAAGCUCAGACGAGCCUGACGAUGAUCAGGACGUAGCUCAGUCCGGUAAGAGCAAUGGGAGCAUGUUCUGUCCGAGUCCUGAUGUAGAUACCAAAGCGGAUGAUUUCAUCUCAAGAUUCAGAGCUGGACUCAAGCUGGAGAAGAUGAACUCUGUCAAAAGAGGGAGAUCCAAUUUAGGACCCGAACCCGGCCCCGGUGAAUCCGAAUCUUAAACGGGUUUUAAUAUCAUUAUAGGCCUAGCCCAAUCGUAUAAGACGUUGAUUUCUUUUUGGAUAUUGUUUCUUCUUUUAUUUCUUGAACGUUGGAUCCCUUUUUUGUGAGUAAAUUGUGUUGUUGAUUUUGUUUCUUACAUUUAUUUAACUUCGUAUACGUAGUUUUGUGGUGUAUACAAUAUGAGACCAUCACUA